AUGACUCUUUCAGAUGGUGUGAUUGGUCCACUCGGAGAUGAUGAGGUUAGAGUGAUGGAUAAAGCUAGUGAUGGUGAAUUAUUACCAGUGGAAGAGGAGGAGAAAACUAAUAACGAGUGUGGAAAUGGUAAACAUUGGAGUUUGGCACAAUUUUUCAAUAAUCAAUUGACUAUUGAUAAACUUCAGACAGAUUACAUGCUCGAAUAUUAUACUAAUUGCCACAAGAUUCAUUUGGAGAAAAAGCUGCAACGAAAAGGUUUAGAAUUUUCACCAAGUUUUUCCAGAGACGAUUUCAACACAUUGUUGGACGCUGUUGAAACAUUUACAAUAUCUCAAAGUGAUUUUCCAAGAGAUCCAUCUGAAGAGGAUCCACUUUGUAUUGGAGAGGAGGGAUGGCAUAUAUUGUGUCAUUGGAUGCAACCUCUUUUUAAAAAACAGGGAAAGAAUGCAUCUUCACUUGAAGUGGAGCCACAAUGUGAAAUAUGCCAAAAACAUGAGAAUAUUAGGCAAGCUUUUGAGAAAUUUAACAAUACGAGAGUUCAAUUAUUUGAAGGAACUUGUCAUACUCCACUGAGUGUAUUUGAAAAGUUUGUUGAUUUGUGGAAUCAACAAAAAUAUUUACAAUAUUCUCGAUUUGAAUUGAGUGAUCAUGGAUGUGCCAAUAUAUUUGCAAGUGGACUAUUGAAUUGUACACUUACUCAUUUUGUUUUUGGAAGAGAUUCACAAGGUGAAAAUCCACAAGAUCCUCAUCAAUGUGUUUGUAUACUGAACGCUCUCGAGCAUAACACAUCAAUUGUUUCAAUUGAUUUAACUGAUCUAAUCAUUGUUCAUGACUCUGUUGCAAAAGCAAUUGCUAGCAUGCUUAGAAAUAAGAAGAGUCUCAAAAGAUUGGUCAUUUCAAAAUUGAGUUUAUCCAAGACAAUUUACAACACCAGUAUUAUUGAUGCUAUAGUAGAUUCAUCAAUAACCCAAAUAGAGAUUUACACCUAUGAUGGUAAAUUGAAUAGCAAUUUCAGAUUUUUAGAAAAUUCGAGUAGAAAUGAUUUGAAAAAGUUGGCAUCCAAACCAUUCACCAGUUUUAUGUUUAUCAGUUAUAAUUUUACUUUCCCAAUUGAUUAUUGCUAUUUAUUUGCGGAAAUGCUAAACAACAAAUCCAUAGAUUAUUUGCAUUAUAGUAUUGACGAUAUUGAUGGAGUUGUCAGAUCUGAAGAUGAUCCAGUUAAUGAAUAUCAGCAAUUUAUUGACAAUCUCUAUAGUGUCAUUGAGAAAACUGAAGAAUUUUAUUUCAAAGGUCAUUAUCUACUCAAUUCCACUCCUAAACAGGAGCAUCAUAUUGUUAAACAUGGAAAGCGAAUAACAUCCUAUUCACCCUAUUUGAAAUUCCUACAAGUAGCCACAAAUUCAGAAGAAGAUGUGAAACUUUCCCAAAUAGGAUUUUUACGUGUAAAAUAUUUUAUCAAUGUUGGAUUCCCUCGAAUAAUUCCAUUCUUUAGUAGGGUCGUAAAGACUACACUCAAAUUGAGUAAAAUGAACGAUGAGCGGAUGCAAAUAUUUUCAAAGGCAAUUUUGAGUGCUCCACUCUUGGAAAAGCUAAUUCUGAUUAGAGUUGAUAAAUUAGGUGUGGAAACCCCAUUCUCACAAUAUUUCAAAGUUCAAAACAAUAGCAAGUUGAGAAAGAUAAUUUUCUCAGGAACAAACAAUAAUACUCUUAUGGAUGCAUUCUCCACAUUUUUGGAUUUGAAUUAUUUCCCUCACCUUACUGCUUUUUAUGUACGAGGAAAAGAAGGAGAGAUAAGCUUUGAGGCUAUUGAAGUAUUGAUUAAUUCGAUACAGAGACAAGACCCAUUCUAUCCUAAAGGUUUAAGAAAGUUAGAACUUUUGGAGGGAUCCAUUAAAGACGCUCAAAGCACAGAAUAUAUACUGAAAUCCCUUACUAGCAAUAGACUUUUAGAAACAUUGGGUAUAACCAAAGCACCUCUCGAAAAUAUAGAUAUAUUUGUAGAUUUCAUCAUUAAUAACAAGUCAGUGACCGAACUCAAACUUAAUUACUCAGAUUGUGUCACCAUACCUGCGGAUUUAAUGUGUACAGAAGAACAGGUUACACCUCUAUUUUUGAAAGUUUUUGGAGCUUUUCAAAUCAAUUGGACCCUACUUGCAAUAGAUUGGUACGUUGAAUACUAUUGGAAUACCUUUGAGUUUGGUACAGUGAAUUAUGUUGGAGAGCGUUUCCUUGUAGAAAGAAUAAUGAGUAGAAAUAAGGCUCAAAAACAUAUCAACUCUCUCAUGCAACCAAUCCUUACACAAGUUGACAAGUUUAAUCAAUUGUCUGAUAUUACUUUAAUUUGCAACAACCAAUAA
Molecule: messenger RNA, 2358 nt
Organism: Naegleria gruberi
Lineage: Eukaryota; Heterolobosea; Eutetramitea; Acrasida; Naegleriidae
Exons: 2
Coding region: 1-2358 (785 amino acids)
Source: RefSeq, a predicted model, not a curated record